Messenger RNA from Arvicanthis niloticus (Nile rat), 2460 nucleotides. It is a transcript of the gene Klhdc8a, whose product is annotated as kelch domain containing 8A. The record is from RefSeq and is a predicted model, not a curated record. Lineage: Eukaryota; Metazoa; Chordata; Mammalia; Rodentia; Muridae. Gene Ontology annotation, molecular function: protein binding.
CCUCCGACCUUGUAGACACGGCAGGCCCUGCCCUCGCUCGCCCGGGUCGCCCGGACUGACGCACAGGCCACAGCCUCCGCCUCCGGUCGCAUGGGCUCCUGCCCAGGUGUGGAAGCUGCGGGGAGGCGGUGCGGUGAGCCGGCGUCUCUUUGACCGGAGCUCCGCUUCUGCCGACCGCUCGCCUGCGCGGGUGACGGCGACGUGCGGGCUGGGAAGGACAGGGAGCGCUGUCCUCUGCUCCACCGCUGCCCGGCGGGCGGUGAAAGCCUCGCGCGGUUGUGGGCGCCGCCCGGAGCUAGUGCCGGGCGAGCGCGGCGCCCACGCGCGGUGGGAUGGGCUCCGCGCUCCCGGGAGCGGGCGGGGCGGGGCGCAUCCUGCAAAGUUGACCAGGGCGAGCUACCGCCGGCGCUCUGCUGCCCUAGAUUCGCUCGGUUUUUCCCGCGGAGCCAGGCGUGGACGUCGCUGCCCCGCUGACACCCAAGGGACUGGGAGAAGCCAGCGGGCGUCGGCGGGAGCCCGUGCAGCGUGAGAUGGAGGCUGCAAAAGGGGACGCGCGGGCCGGCGCCGUGUAGCCCGCGGGUCCCGGGGCUGGACCUUGCCCGAACGCUGUGGGGGCGCAAGAGCAGGGCCCUUCCCCGGGCUGCCAUGGAGGUGCCCAAUGUCAAGGACUUCCAGUGGAAGCGCCUUGCUCCACUGCCUAGCCGCCGGGUCUACUGCUCACUGCUGGAGACUGGGGGGCAGGUCUAUGCCAUCGGGGGAUGUGAUGACAAUGGCGUCCCUAUGGACUGCUUCGAGGUCUACUCUCCCGAGGCCGACCAGUGGACCUCCCUGCCCUCCUUGCCCACAGCCAGGGCCGGGGUAGCAAUUACUGCCCUCGGAAAGCGGAUUAUGGUGAUCGGGGGUGUGGGCACCAAUCAGCUGCCUGUGAAGGUCGUGGAAAUGUACAAUAUCGAUGAGGGCAAGUGGAAGAAGAGGAGCGUCCUGCGCGAGGCUGCCAUGGGCAUUUCUGUCACAGCCAAAGAUUAUCGAGUGUAUGCCGCAGGAGGAAUGGGCCUGGACCUACGUCCACACAACUACUUGCAACACUAUGACAUGCUAAAGGACAUGUGGGUGUCACUAGCACCCAUGCCUACCCCAAGAUAUGCUGCCACCUCCUUCCUCCGGGGCUCCAAGAUCUAUGUGUUGGGGGGACGACAAUCUAAGUAUGCAGUCAAUGCCUUUGAGGUCUUUGAUAUAGAGUCUCGGUCCUGGACCAAGUUCCCCAACAUUCCCUGUAAGCGGGCCUUCUCCAGCUUUGUGACUCUGGACAACCACCUAUACAGCCUGGGAGGCCUGCGGCAGGGUCGUCUGUACCGGCAGCCCAAGUUCCUCCGGACAAUGGAUGUGUUCGACAUGGAACAGGGGGGAUGGCUGAAGAUGGAACGUUCAUUCUUCCUCAAGAAGCGCCGGGCAGACUUUGUGGCUGGUGGUCUGAGUGGACGGGUCAUAGUGGCUGGGGGCCUUGGAAACCAGCCCACUGUCCUGGAGACAGCAGAAGCAUUCCACCCUGAGAAGAAUAAGUGGGAGGCCCUCCCCCCCAUGCCCACACCCCGCUGUGCCUGCUCCAGCAUUGUCUUCAAGAACUGCCUCAUGGCUGUGGGGGGUGUCAGCCAGGGACUGAGCGAUGCAGUAGAGGCGCUGUUUGUCUCUGACUCCUAAGUGGCCUGAGCAGCACCUUUGCCUGGACAGUAUCACUCCACUCCUGACAUGAGGAAUGGUCUCAUCAAAGCAGUUUGGACUACUUCCUCAGGUGGGGUCAAGCCCUGGGGCUCUCAGUGACCUCCCUCUAAAUCUGCAAUCUCAGAAAGCAUAGCUGACUCCACUAGUCAGUCAGUGCUAGGCUGUGGACUGGGGAGAAACCUCACACAGUGCUCAAACACAGCAGGGGAAAGUUUCCUCCUCUUGCCUACCUCCUGAGGUAGAGUUGGCACCCAGAGAGGGAGCCACUGUUGUCCUUCCUCAUCUCUGAGGUAGUUUGAGUGUCGUGGGAUAAACUAAUGAAGAACAGGGCACCCCCCCAAACCCUUGUUUCUCUUUGGUUGACAUCCAUUCCCCAUAUAGAAGUUAGAGAUCUGUGGGCCUGCCCCAGAUCUCACCUACGUAUCAGGGAUUGGACUCGAAGCUAGGCCCAAGUUGUGUAGGAAGGAAGCUGGGGGCUCACCCUCCAGGACAACAGCUUCGGCAGAAAGGAUCCUUCCUUUCAGGUCCCUGCUGGGCAUGUAAUGAUGGAAAGUCAAUAUCUUCUGUAUUCUACCUUCCGCCACCCUCUCCUGACCUGAGGCCUGGCCACUCUGUGCCCAACGGCUCUCAGCGUGUUUCUGUGUGAAACCAUCUCAUUGACUUACACUGUGGCUUCCCAAUCCACAAAGGGUGGAUAAAUUGCACUCUGGUUAAUAACAGCAGCACAACAUUUGGUAACUU